AUGAACCAACUUCUGUCUGAGCAGUUAACGUCUCUGCGCGCUAACCGAUGCGUUUUCGACUUCCUUUUUUUCAGUAGCAUUAUUCGCGCGCAGCAAACCUACAAAACUUCUGAGAGCAACAAUCAAGAUCAGCUCCAGCUUACAUCGCUAACGCCUUCUCCUGAUCCUCAACCUGGCGACCUUCACGAAAACCAAUUGUUGGCGUCAUCGUCUAGUAAGAAUACACUAGUACUAGGGCGAGCGCUACAACGCAAAAAUAGCAGGAGUACAACUGGCACGCAUUCGACGACCAUACCAUCUUCAUCUGUUGCUUCACAAUCGUCUACAUUGUCUAUGAGAACGGGCAUUCCUCCAGCUGAUCAUGGUGAAGCAACGACUACUGGUACUGUUUCGGAUGAGGAUGGGGCAAAUCUGCCUGAGUUGCUGCGAGAAGCGCACCAAGCCAACAGGGCUUUAUCCGUGCAAUUGCGGAUGUCAAGUGUCGUUCGCGGUGUUACUUCGUACGUAAGUCAGAAUCUUCUGCCCACCUACGCUUCUGAUCUUCUUUCUACGACCAGAUGCCGGACUCUAAGGAACGGCCAAAUAGACGGCGCGUCUCAGCGUGAUCAAGUUGGGAGCAAAGAUUCCGCUGCCAUUUGGUUGGACAAGGCACGCGCGCGAUUUGCAAUUGAGGAUGCCUACUUGGCUGACCGGCUUCGAACAGUGGAUAAGUCGUUGCAGAAUAUGCGCAUCGCUUUUGCCCGUUUGCUCGAAUGGCGCGAUGCUCAUUCAGAAGUCGGCUUUUUGUUGGAACGUAGCGAUCGGAGCGUUCAGGCGCUCGAGGCGGGCAGUCGAUACUUGACGCAUAUAGAAAGUUCAGUGCUUUAUCCGCUUGAAAGACUGUCCCGGUCUAUUUUGAAUGCACAGGGAACGCUGAAGCGAAGACACAAAAAACAUAUGAUGACAGGCUCAUAGCUACACUGGAAACUUUCAUCUUUGUCUACUGCACAACUAGAGGAGGUAGAGGAAGUGGAGAAUCAUUUAUCCUCCAAUCUAGUUUUGCAGAAAGAAGUGAUAGUGAUACUGACCUUAUUCUUAUUAUAUGUCUAUGUGCAUAGUUCACAAGCACAACUGCUGUUCCUGGUGACUUUAUCAUUGGCGUGGAAGAUCCAGAUCCUAAUCAAUGAUUAUCAUGAUUGAAAUAAAAACUUGCCUCCCGAUAGUAAUGCUUGAUGUCCUGCUUAUCCUCCUCCACUUUCAUAUGCGUGAACCUUAUCGUGGAAGGGGAGGAUAUCGCUGCCGCCAAAAAAAGACAAUAUGUGAAGCGCCAAGAGCAGAUUCGACAGAAACUGGGACAGCUUGGUAAGAAAAACUUUUUUUUUUGGAUGAAGUAAGAUCAACAUCAUCAUGACGUUAUUGUUACUCAACUGUAUGCGUCACAUUAUUGGUGAGAAACAUCACACGCUAAUCUACCCAUAGUGAUCCAUCUCCAUCUUCAGGUGCCAUGACAGCACCUUUAUCUGGCAGACGUGGCACCUCGUCCACAUCAAGAGAUCCACCGCAAGAUGACGCGACUCCGCAGGCUUCGGCUUCCGAUGACCCGACUAAUUCCCCAGAAGCCGAUCUAACAGUAGGAGCAGGAGAAGGUCAGCAGAACACCUCCAACGCGGCCUUCCGCCUCUCUGAGGAGGAUGAGGCACAACAAAUCGCAUUAGCGGAGGACAUUUCUCGUUGGCAGCGCGUCCUCGUGACAGAGAGAGAAAAACUAGAAGCUUUCGACGACGCGGUGGAGCAUGAGGUGAGCCGCUUCCAGUCUUGGCUCCAAAAAACUCUAUUGCCUUGCGCUGAUGCCUGGGAGGAAUCUUUGCGAAAUUUUGGCAGCGGCCUUGCUGCAGUAAAUGUGGCGAUUCCUCGGUAAAAUGAGGCCAUGAGAAGACACAGCUUGAUCGAGUAGGCGCUUCUUCUGGUCCUGCUUCUGCUACAACAAGCAAAAUAUUGUUGAUGGAUCAUGCAGCAACAUGACCAAGACCACCCUGCUACUUGAUCAUGUAAAAGAACUGCAUCAACCUGAACGCAGCUUUGAGUACACAAAGUAGAAUUGCAAACAAGACUGGUAUUCUUAGCCUGCGGUCGCUACCUGCUUAAAAUCAAGAACGCUUUUGCCGAAUGGUUUCCGUCUUGCUAUUCUCUAAUAUCGAAGCCAAAAACAAAUUAAUAGUGUGGCAUAGAAGCACCGAA
This is a messenger RNA of Amoebophrya sp. A25, 2217 nucleotides long. NCBI's taxonomy places the organism in Eukaryota, Dinophyceae, Syndiniales, Amoebophryaceae. The record is from the annotation of a GenBank genome assembly.